AAAUCUGGUCACACUGGCGCCGUCUCGUGUGAAUGUAACGAUUACUGUAUUUUCACUAUCAUAUAGUUAAUAUUAAUUCUAAAUCGAGUCUGCUCAUCGUCAAUCAGUUUCUUUUUAAUUAUUACAAGUUCUAACUAUUUUAUAUACGAACAUAUUGUUUUAAAAACAUUUGGAAUGAACAUUUAGAAAUGUAUGUUGACAGCACACAUCUCGCUAUUGAGAUUAAAAUUGAAGGCAAUAGCAAAAAUGAGAUGCCUUCUCUGCAAUCAAGGAUUAUUUAUAUUUUAUAAUCUAGCGUGAGAAGCAAUUUUUGUAAAGAGCAUUGGCAUAAAAUGGCUGAUAAAAGCAUCAGUGGCAGUCCACUGCCAGCAGAAAAAUUACCAGAAUGUUGGAAUCAGGAAGAAAGAAUAAGUGCACUGUUUUCGCCAUUUCGCAGUAAAUCUGCAAAUCCACAGGAUUGGAUAUCUAAAUACAAAUUCUGGAAUAAUUUGAUAUAUGAAUGGCUGAAACAUACUAUGCAUUGCAGUUUUUCUAUUGUUGAUUUAAAUGAAGUGUUCAAAAGGAAAGGUUGCGCACCUCUUUGUCUGGUUACCGUAAUUGAGGAGCUUCUUAGAAAUAAUGAGAUAAUUGAAGAGACUGAUUUUUUUAAAGAACCAUGUGAAACAUGGACAGCAUGGUCCGUUGAUAUAUUUGUGAAGAAACCAAUUAGCUGGUCUUUUUCUAAAGUAAAGAAUUAUGUAGUAGGCCAAAAUACAAAUAAGACAGAAGUGAGAUACGUAUACCUGCGAAUGGUGCGAGAAUUAGGUGACAUUAUCCUCUCUAUUGUUGAGAUUAAAAAAGACAAUGUUUUAUUCCCAAUUUCGGAAAUACUAGAAUAUUGCAAGAGCAAAACAAAAAAAGAAAUUUCAGAGAAUACAGUGCGAUUAGUGUUGGAGUGGUUAAGACGUCAGAAAAGAGUUGCUUUUAGAAAAAGUUCUAACCCAAAUAGCGAAUUAUUAGUUAAAAUCUCCACACAAACAGUAAAAGACAUUACGGAGACAGAAGAAAGCAUGUAUAAGUUAUUGAAGCAGGAGAAUAAACUAAUCAAGGAAAUAGAGUUUAUGGAGCAAGAAAAACUUAAUAUUGUUAGUGAAGCAAAAUCAUAUUUAGCGAAAGAAUUGCGUCAAAUGGCAAAAACACGUUUAAAGAGAAAAAUGGAAUUAGAAAAGACAAUAGAAAAGCGCGCGCAAGCUCUUGCAAAUCUGCGUACUCUUAUUACCAGCAUUGAAGAUGCACAUUCUAAUUCUGCUGUACUAUCUGCGUAUAAAACUGGGUCUGACGUAUUGAAAAAGAUGGGGAAGGAUGGUUUAACGGAAUUCACUGUUAGAGACGUUAUGGACGACAUUAAUGAAGCUUUAGAAGAGAAAAAGGAAAUAGAUUCAGUUUUAUCCGAAACACUGAACAACUCUGACUCUGAUCUCGAAAAGGAAUUAGCAGAACUACUGAAUGAACAAGAUGUAGAGGAUUCUAAUACAGUUUUUGAAUCAAAUCCAGAGGUUGAACAAUUAGAGCAACGUUUGAAACGGCUGUGCACGGAAGAUUUAGCUUCACCUGGCAACAACAUAACUGCACUACCAUCUGUGCCAUCCCAUAAAGAUAAGAAAGCAGAGGAAUCUCAAUGGUUGUAAGUUUUAAAGAAAUGUUUUUUCAUAUUUAUACAAAUGUGUAAUGGUCAAAAGUAUUAUGAAAUGAUUUGUCUCUUAUUUUUUUCUCUUAAUAUUUUAACGAUACCUUGUGUUGAAUAUUGUAAAAACAACGUUUGUCAUGUAAUAUAAGAUACAUUAAAACAUGUUCUAUCAUGUAUUAAAAUAAACUAAAGAUUUUUAUCAAAAUUACUUUGUAUCUCAGCAUAUUAAGUUAAAAUUAAAGAUAUGUAGCAACAGAUUUGUAUUUUUGCUUGUACUAUUCGUUAUGUUGUUUAUCUGUGUUUAUAUUAUAAAGUAAUAAUAGAUAGAAUCAAUUUUACUGAUAAAAUUACAAGCGUACAAUUAUUAUUAUAAAAUUAAUCUUAUCAUCUUUAUCACAUAUGUGAAAAAGAAACGUCUUCAAGUCUUCAAUAAUUUCAUUCAACAAAAAAUACAGAUAAUUACCAACAGUGUACACAUAUAUGGCACAAAAAUAAUAUAUUUUUUUUUAAUUUCAUGAUUAUGUGUAACAAUUGAUAGAUUAUGCGAUUUAAUUGACAGUCAACUUGGAAAUCUAUAAUAUUCAAGACUUAUUCGGACAUGAUG
Molecule: messenger RNA, 2270 nt
Organism: Linepithema humile (Argentine ant)
Lineage: Eukaryota; Metazoa; Arthropoda; Insecta; Hymenoptera; Formicidae
Product: charged multivesicular body protein 7
Biological process (GO): late endosome to vacuole transport via multivesicular body sorting pathway; vesicle budding from membrane
Cellular component (GO): multivesicular body
Source: RefSeq, a predicted model, not a curated record